Messenger RNA from Gymnogyps californianus (California condor), 5177 nucleotides. It is a transcript of the gene UHMK1, whose product is annotated as U2AF homology motif kinase 1. The transcript is spliced from 8 exons. Gene Ontology annotation, biological process: regulation of protein export from nucleus; peptidyl-serine phosphorylation; positive regulation of translational initiation. The coding region runs from base 31 to 1308 and encodes 425 amino acids. Gene Ontology annotation, molecular function: RNA binding; protein serine/threonine kinase activity; ATP binding. Gene Ontology annotation, cellular component: neuronal ribonucleoprotein granule; nucleus. The record is from RefSeq and is a predicted model, not a curated record. Lineage: Eukaryota; Metazoa; Chordata; Aves; Accipitriformes; Cathartidae.
CGGGGGGGCCAUGUGAGGCAGGACGGCGCCAUGUCGGGGUGCGUGUGGGGCGCGGCGCCGCUGCUGGAGGCGCUGGGCCGACUGUGGGAGGUGCAGGCGCCGCUGGGCAGCGGCUCCUCGGCCUCCGUCUACCGGGUGCGCUGCUGCGGGGACCCGCGGGCCCCCCCCGGCGCCGUCAAGGAGUUCGUGCCGCCCCCGCCGCGGCCCGGCCCCGCGCGCCGCCCCGGCGCCCGCCCGCCCGCCGCCGACUGCGCCGAGUACGGCUUCCGCAAGGAGCGCGCCGCGCUCGAGCACCUCCGCGGGCACCGCAACAUCGUGACGCUGUACGGCGUGUUCACCAACCACUACUCUGCGAAUGGCCCGUCUCGCUGUCUCCUGCUGGAGCUGCUGGACAUCAGCGUGUCCGAGCUGCUGCUGCACUCCAGCAACCAGGGCUGCUCCAUGUGGAUGAUCCAGCACUGCGCCCGAGACGUUCUCGAAGCCCUGGCUUUCCUGCACCACAAAGGCUAUGUGCACGCAGACCUCAAGCCACGCAACAUCCUGUGGAGCGCAGAGGAGGAGUGCUUUAAGCUCAUUGACUUUGGACUUAGCUUCAAAGAGGGGAAUCAGGAUGUGAAAUAUAUUCAAACAGACGGGUAUCGGGCUCCAGAGGCAGAACUGCAGAACUGCCUGGCACAGGCAGGGCUCCAGAGUGAGACGGAGUGUACUUCUGCUGUGGAUCUGUGGAGUCUGGGAAUUGUUUUACUGGAAAUGUUCUCAGGAAUGAAACUGAAACAUACAGUCCAAUCUCAGGAAUGGAAGACAAACAGUUCUGCCAUCAUUGAUCGCAUAUUUGCCAGUGAAGGGGUGGUUAAUUCAGCCAUUCCAGCUUAUCACCUUAGAGACCUUAUCAAAAGCAUGCUUCAUUGUGACCAAGGAAAGCGAGCCUCCGCUGAGAAGGCUUUAUGCAGCCCAUUCUUCAGCAUUCCCUUUGCUCCCCAUAUCGAAGAUUUGGUGAUGCUCCCCACGCCUGUGCUGAGGCUGCUAAAUGUUCUAAGCGAUGCUUCUCUGCAGUGCGAAGAAGAAUAUGAAGAUAUCCUGGAAGACAUAAGGGAGGAGUGUCAGAAAUAUGGACCGGUGGUUUCCUUGCUUAUUCCAAAGGAGAAUCCUGGUAAAGGCCAAGUCUUUGUUGAAUAUGCAAAUGCUGGUGAUUCCAAAGCUGCCCAAAAAAUGCUGACUGGAAAGAUUUUUGAUGGCAAGUUUGUUGUGGCUACGUUUUACCCACUGAGUGCCUAUAAGAGAGGAUAUCUGUACCAAAACUUGCUGUAGGCAGUAGCAACAAUCAGGAGAGUUGUCUUGCUCCUCUUCCUCACGUGUUUUACAGUUGAAUGUACAAAAGAGCUUCCUAGCCCUGCUUUUGAGUCAUCUGUGAAGAAGAGAUGCAAAGGACUUAACUGGGCUUUGAAACCUUUACUGCUGCUUUGUGAUGUGCAGAGGAGGCCGGGAUGGCUUUCAGCGUGUGCUUGUGUGUGUGUUGUGCUUGCUCGUUUACAUUGGGUGUGUGGCUUUGCCCCGGCGGGCGCUCGGGUGGCAGGAGCGGUGACUGUGGGAGCCUGGGAGGCCGAGCAGAUCUUGGCAAGCGCUUUUACGUGAUUUGAAGUGAGACCAUUUAAAGUCUUGGCCUUAGCACUUGACUUUGCUCUAGGGAGAGGAUUUCUUUGUUAAGCUUUCCUAUAACACAUGUGCUCUUCUCCAGUGUGGGGGAGGAGGAGGAAGGCUUCCCUGCUUUUUGUUGCUAUCUAUAAUAAAGAAGCAGAAGCACCAUCCUCUCUAAACCAGACCAGGAGGACUUUGAGUCUUCACAUCACGUAGAGCAGAGGGAGGCAGUGAAAUCAGAUCUGCUGAGCCUACGGCGUUACCCUGUUGCCGCCUCGUGACCCGAGAAGAGCCAUCCGUCUGACCUGGCACAGAUGGCAUGCUGGGCUUAGGCAGCGAGGUGUGGGUGACGCUGCCUGCGGUGAGCUGAACUUGCCUGUAUGCCUGGGGUGGGCAGGGACUGAUGGUGGAUACGUGUCAUCAGAGCAGUGCCAGCCUCAGUCCCGACACAACCUGUAAGCACUUUGUAGCCUGAGGUGAUGUGAAAACGCUGUCGUGUGGAGUCAUCUUUCUGGCAUAUGCCCUGUGCUGGCACUGAUGCUCCCUAGCUCUGAUGCCAAAUCAUCUGUAAGCAUCUUUAGGUGAUAUUAUUGGAAAGGAAUGCUACAGCACUCAGUAUUCUUUGUGUCUCAGCAGGACUCCUGCCCUGCAAGUCUUAGAAGAAAGAACAAAUAUUUGUCUGUCGUAGGUCCCACGCUUGGCUUUUCUGUGUUGUGCGUUUUGGUUUUGCAUUAACCCAUUAGACUUGUAGAUUAGAAGCACUGACACUUUUGGUCCUUCAUAGGUUACACAAAGGGCCUGAGGCAAUCUGAGAUCCUGUACGGAAAGGGCUCGGUCAGUCAUCAGACUUGACUGGCUAGGAGAAGGUCUUUCCCAGUGUCAGGGACAACAGCCACAUGCUUUUGGAGGAAAAAAAAACUGGGCAAGCAGCAUCACUGCUCCCCUCAGCAUGCUCUCUGGUCACGUGGCUUCAAUGCACAGGCAGAAGCUCGCUCGCGCCGCUGCCAGCGUGGGGUAGGUGGUGGCUGUUUCCCAGGGGGGUGCAAACCCAUACACCCAGCGGAGCCUCUCCCUGCAGGGGUGGCCACUUUGCUCCUGGCAAGCGCAGCAUGAAACAGCCCUACUUAGAGGGGGACCAGCCUGUUCUGGCUUGUGGCCUAGUACCAGUUUUAGUGAGGAGGAGAGCCCUUGUGGAUUCUUUUCUCCAGCUGAAAUACUUGCAGGCAGCUGCCUGAACCAUCUCUGACCUUCCCUGGAAUAAUACCUGAAUUACCUUGCAGUUUACUUUUUGCAUCUUGCUGAUGCUGGACUUGCUGGAAUCCUGCACUUAAAAGUUCCUCUUGAUUUUUGCCCUGUGCGCGCAUGUGCGGUGUGUCAGGAUCCAAUGUCUGUCGCGUUUCACGAGUCUGAGUUCCUCUCUGUACUGGUGUAGAGUCCUGUCUACUGUGGCCCUUCCCAAACUCCCCCAGAAAGGACCAAUCUCUGAAUUUUUCUGUUGCCUUUGAGGUGGUAGGUUUUCCAGGAAAAAAAAAAAAUCCCGCAAUGAGUUUUAAGGUGUGAUUUGCUGAUCAGACUUUUUCUGGGAAUGAUGCUACUUUGGUGUACAUAGCUGUAAAGCAGCUUUGCAUAGAUGAGGUGUGUGAUUCAUUGCUUUUAAUUUAACUGUCCUUGCAGUGAAGCACCUUUAGUGUCUGGGAGGAAUUGGAUGAUUAACUGGGUGAGGGUUUUUCCUAUGUGAAGAGCAGAGUGUAAAGUACUCUAAGUAUUGGUAGGUAUUGACUGACCUCCUUGGCUCUGAGUUGUUGCUGUCCCUGGCGGGCUGAGCCAGGGGUGAAAGCACUUUGGCCCAGAAAUUCACGUGUUGAAUGCCAUCACGUCAGCAGCAUUAAGCUGGCUGCAUGUGUGCCUGUCAGCUGGCAGAAGCAGACCCAAGAGCUCCUGCCCUGCUGAGUGACAGCCUGUGUGGGGACAUGGGGAGCUCCCCUGGGUGCAGGGUGUGAGGUCUGUCACCUACAACAGUACCGGGACAGGGAGAUGCCAGGGUGCAGGUGCAGAACUUAAAUGCAUUUAAGUUCUCACAUGCAUUUGUCUAGGACUGUGAGCUGCUCUGUCAUCUUCCAAGCAUAUCUCUUUUUCAGUCAGAAUUAUGCUUUGGGUUUGCAACUAAAGAUAAAGAGCUGUGCCAGGAUGAAUCUGUAGAGAGGAGCUACAACCUGUUCUUGCAGCAUGGUAGAGCUGUUCCACCAGAGUUUGGCUGGGUUUUUGUUCAGCUGCUUUAAUAGGAGCUAAAUAAAUCUUCCAAGAUGCAAACUCCCGCUACCAGAUUUUCUCUCCAGAUGCUCAUUGACCAGGCUUGAGCACUGAGCUGGGCAAAAACCCCAAAGCUGCUUUUUUUUAUUUUCCUCCUGGCAAGAGUUGAAGAUGCUGAUCUCUGUCCUGUCACUGGAUCCAGCCCCUGGCUUCCCUCUGCAGGCUGUGGGGUACAGGGAGGUUUAGAAGCUCCUCGGAGCAGAAGCAUUUUAUCAUUAUCCCUCACCCUCUGCCUUCAAAGCCUUUUUCUGUCAAGCUGAAGCUCACUCUGGUGUCUCAGCGAUCUAUUGGUGGCUUGGCGUAAGUUUCAGCCCUGCUAAAACCUGUGAGUUUCUUAGCUCUAGAUUGUAUCUGAAGUGUGCACGGUGAUUCAAUCCGAGGCAUCUUGUCAUGGUGUGUGCCUGGAUGGGCCUGGCUUUCCUUAUCUCCAGAUUACUGCCUGCUUGAGCUGCAGAAGUGUUGAGGCUUUCCACUCAGAUGCUCACUGGGUUUCUUGGUCUGUGCUGUGCUCCCUCCCAAUAGCCCUCAGCAUAGCACCGACCUAUGUAGUCCUAGCUAGGCGACAUCUAGAUGUGAAAACCCGCAGGCUGCCUUUGAGGGAGAGAUCUGCUUUGGGGAGGAAAGGGAUGAAAGAUGAAGCCUCUGGAGACAGCCAGGAAAGGUUGGCGCUGCUCUGGUGGGAUGCCAGGGCACGCACCCGGCCCUCCUCCCCGGGAGGAGGCAGUCCAAGGGGCUGCAUCCCCUUGGAGCGUGUGUGUGAACGGGAAACAUGUUGGUGCUCUGCUAUUCCUUGGUGAUGUUUGGGUUUCAUAGCUGAUCUGACACGAAAUGUCACUGCCAAUCGAAGAGUAGCUGUCCUUCCUCUGCCACCAAUGUCUCUGUGGGAGCAACGAGGGAGAGAGAAAGUUCUUUGCACUUCCACCUAUUUAUUAUAUGCAAGGACAGUAACUGGUUUUUAAAUCGCUGGCCGAAGCACAAGUCGGCUCCGAUCUUAGUUGUAUUCCUAAUUUUAUUCUCACUGGUCUCCAGCCUCCUAACACCAUAGCCUGAGCACCGUGUUGCACCCGAGUUGUCUUUCCAGAGCGUUCAGUACACUUCCUCCCGCUGUGCCGGAUCCUGUAACCACGUGCCUCCCUUCGGGUUAGAUGUCAACCGUUGUAUCCCGUCACGCACCGUUGCUGAGCAGAUGUGUGCUUGAUACAGAUGAUUAAUAAAUGAUGCUUCAGUACGAA